This is a messenger RNA of Rhizoctonia solani, 222 nucleotides long. RefSeq lists its product as uncharacterized. The transcript has 3 exons. The record is from RefSeq and is a predicted model, not a curated record. Lineage: Eukaryota; Fungi; Basidiomycota; Agaricomycetes; Cantharellales; Ceratobasidiaceae. The coding region runs from base 1 to 222 and encodes 73 amino acids.
AUGCCCCGAGGUCACGGUUGGGGCGUCUCAUCGUUCAUACCCAAUGAAGAAAGCAUGCCGAUUAAGGAGGAUUCUGGUAAAGGGAAGGAUCCACCGCUAUCAACGCUUAGGAAUGACCAUGACAGCGACGACGAAGAUGAGGGCGAGGAAGACGACAAGUGGCUGAACCUGAGAGCUAGCAAUCAUGAAGGCCCCUCGCAAGGACCUGGGCCAUCAACAUAA